AUGAAGACCUUGAUUUUAAUUAGUACAGUUCUAGCCACGGCAUGGGCUGACCUACCACGCUAUGGAAGUUUUGGAGGAGGAGGAUCAAGCUCUGGUUUUGGAGGAGGUUCAAGCUCUGGUUUUGGAGGUUCAGGGUCUGGAAGAGGAGGUUCAGGCUCAGGAGGAUGCGGUCACGGACAAGUGUUCCAUGCUGGUAGAUGUGUUACUCCACGUGAGAACCGCAAAGUCUACUUGUACAAUGCACCACCCGCACCUCCAGUUCCCCACGGUCCUCCACCAUACAUCCCUGAACCAACCAUUGACACGAAUAUCGUGUUCAUCCAAACACCUGAACAAGCUUCUAGAGCAAAGUAUAGUGACGAAGCGGAUGUUUAUAUGAUAAUGUCUGAAAUCGCCCAACGAAAAUUAGAGUAUCGACCUCAAAUUUUAAUUAGUACAGUUCUAGCCACGGCAUGGGCUGACCUACCACGCUAUGGAAGUUUUGGAGGAGGAGGAUCAAGCUCUGGUUUUGGAGGAGGUUCAAGCUCUGGUUUUGGAGGUUCAGGGUCUGGAAGAGGAGGUUCAGGCUCAGGAGGAUGCGGUCACGGACAAGUGUUCCAUGCUGGUAGAUGUGUUACUCCACGUGAGAACCGCAAAGUCUACUUGUACAAUGCACCACCCGCACCUCCAGUUCCCCACGGUCCUCCACCAUACAUCCCUGAACCAACCAUUGACACGAAUAUCGUGUUCAUCCAAACACCUGAACAAGGUCCAGGACCAGAUCCUAUCGUCAUACCUCCACCACAAACACGAAGCGUUGUCUAUGUUCUUAACAAACAGACACAAGAGCAACAGGAUGUGAUCGAAGUCCCAGCACCUCCAGCAACCAGCCCUGAAGUUUACUUCGUGAACUACGCUGAUGGCGAGAACCCAGUUCUUCCAAGCGGCGUUGAUCUUCAGAGCGCACUAAAUGCAGCUUCCCAAGGGGGCGGUCAAGUGAUUGGAGGAGGCGCCGGAGGCAGUGGUGGCAGCUUCAGGGGUAAUGGAGGAAGCGGUGGUUUCGUAAGCAGCGGAGGAGUUAGUGGUGGUUUUGGAGGCAGUGGAGAAAGUGGUGGUUUCGGAGGCAAUGGAGUUGGAAGUGGAUUUGGAGGCAGUGGAGGAAGUGGUAGAUUUGGAGGCGGUGUUACCAGCGGAGGAUUCGGAGGCGGUGUUAUUAGCGGAGGAUUCGGAGGCGGUGGAGAUAAUGGAGAAAUCAUCGUCAGUGGAGGUGGCGGUGGGUCCAUCAGUGGAGGCUCCCUUUCGAGUCGUUACUCUACACCAUAA
Messenger RNA from Penaeus chinensis, 1302 nucleotides. Its product is annotated as pupal cuticle protein 36-like. The coding region runs from base 1 to 1302 and encodes 433 amino acids. The record is from RefSeq and is a predicted model, not a curated record. NCBI's taxonomy places the organism in Eukaryota, Metazoa, Arthropoda, Malacostraca, Decapoda, Penaeidae. The transcript has 4 exons.